GCGAGCUCGUUUACUGGUUCCUCCCUUUGCCCCUCUGCCUCGUCGUCGUCGUUAGUUGGCUACUAUGUCGAUACCCCCUCGGCCCCUCCCUCCCUCUGCGGAGCGACCCAGUCCCCUCGCUCCUGGAUCUUCUUCCUCCUCGGCCGAGCGCCGCCACCCAUCACGCUGCCGAGCGCCCAUCGUCUUCCUCCUCGCGCGAGCGCCUCCACCGCAGCGAUGACGGCAGUUUUCUCAACCAAGCAGCCGCUGCAGGUCUCUGCACCUAUAAACAAAUGGCGUCCAAGGUUGCAUCUAGUUAAAAUGCAAUAUUCGUCCAAGAAACGAACUAGUGCUGCCUUGUCCUCAUCAUCCAAUACAGAGGCGACUGAAAUAAUUGAGCCCAUAGUCAAAAUGUGUGGCAUCACAUCUGCUAGAGAUGCAGAAGUUGCUGCAAAGGCUGGAGCUAAACUUAUCGGGAUGAUUCUUUGGCCCAACUCCAAACGCUCUGUCCCUCUAUCAGAAGCGAAAGAAAUAUCCAGAGUAGCGAAAUCCUAUGGGGCUCAACCUGUUGGUGUGUUUGUCGAUGAUGACGAAGAGACCAUCUUGAGAGUAUCUGAUUCAUGCAACCUUCAACUUAUCCAGCUUCAUGGAGAUAGCUCUCGAGCACUACUCCCUGCUCUUGCCAAGAACAACCAAAUUAUAUAUGUUCUAAAUGCUGACGAGGAUGGAAAACUGAUCAAUUCUCUUCCCAGUGAAGAAUAUCCCAUCGACUGGUUUUUGGUUGACAGCGCACAGGGUGGAAGUGGCAAAGGAUUCAACUGGGAGAAAUUUCAAAUGCCAUCUGUCAAAAGCAAGAAUGGCUGGCUGUUAGCAGGUGGCCUUCACGCGGACAAUGUUUGUGAAGCUGCUUCUGCUCUAAAACCAAAUGGACUGGAUGUCAGCAGUGGCAUAUGUUCUCCUGACGGCAUAAGUAAGGACCCGAAGAGAAUAUCUUCCUUCAUGAGAAGCGUAAAAUCUUUGAGUUUUUAAUCAGCGUUCGGAUUCUUAUGUACCUUGCUUCAGUUUAUAAGAAUGUUUGCAAAUAAAACCGUCCUGGAAGGUAGAAAUAAACGAAUAUAACUUGCGUUUUUUACUAUGUUUGACCAAUUAUAUCAUUUGACUGGUUGUAUUGUAUAAGACAUGUCAAUGAUGUGUCACCUAUAAAAAUGCGAGUGUCAAAGCGAUCCUCAA
Molecule: messenger RNA, 1209 nt
Organism: Brachypodium distachyon (stiff brome)
Lineage: Eukaryota; Viridiplantae; Streptophyta; Magnoliopsida; Poales; Poaceae
Product: N-(5'-phosphoribosyl)anthranilate isomerase 1, chloroplastic
Exons: 5
Coding region: 217-1008 (263 amino acids)
Biological process (GO): L-tryptophan biosynthetic process
Molecular function (GO): phosphoribosylanthranilate isomerase activity
Source: RefSeq, a predicted model, not a curated record